Molecule: messenger RNA, 1992 nt
Organism: Debaryomyces hansenii CBS767
Lineage: Eukaryota; Fungi; Ascomycota; Pichiomycetes; Serinales; Debaryomycetaceae
Product: flavin-containing monooxygenase
Exons: 1
Coding region: 1-1992 (663 amino acids)
Molecular function (GO): N,N-dimethylaniline monooxygenase activity; NADP binding; flavin adenine dinucleotide binding
Source: RefSeq, a predicted model, not a curated record
AUGUUGGAAGGUGAAUUUCAAGCGUCAGUUAAGCUGACAUACAAAACGUCUUCUCAAACAACUACCGAUAUUGCAGGUCAAGUGAACCCCAAAUUGGUGUACGAUCCCUGCGACAAUGAUAUUCCCAUAGCGCAGGUGUAUGGAAAGAUGAAGCCGACGCCUGAAAUUUUGAAGAAUUCUGAUUUAUUGCAACUUGUUUCUGAAUGGGUUGCGAAAUUCUCAAAAGUUCUUGAGGAUAUUAGUGAAUCCCCUACAUCAAAUAUUAACGAAUUGGAUAGUAUUUUUGCACCCCAUUCAUUUUGGAAGGACCACUUAUGUCUUAGUUGGGAUUUCCAUCAAUAUAGUGAUUUAGGACAGAUUAAAGACUUCCUAAGUAAGCAAAUUCCAUAUUUUCAACUACAAAAUUUUCAGAUUAAUCGGACUGCGGAUUUGAGAUACGAUAACAGCAUUAGCAUCGCCACUAUUCAGGAUUCUACUGGAGAACAGCCAAUACCUAUUCAGUUGGUACAAUUCAUUGUUAAUUUUGACAAUUGCUAUGGAAAGGGUAGCGGGGUAAUCAGGUUGAUUCCUGUUGAUAAUAAAUUGAUAGCUUAUUCAGUCUACACUGGUCUUGAAAGUAUUAAAGGUAAUGAAGAGCAGCUUGGUUUUAACAGACCUGAAGGUGUCAAUCAUGGACAACAUAAAGCAAGAACUUCGUGGUUAGAAAAUCGAGAAAAAGAUUUUAUCUGGGGAGACAGCUCCAAACAGCCAACUGUUUUGGUCGUCGGAGGCGGUCAAAGUGGGUUGAAUAUAGCAGCAAGAUUGAAAUGUAUGGGGGUGGACACGUUAAUUGUUGAAAAAAAUCCAAAUAUUGGUGAUAAUUGGAGGAAUCGCUAUAAGUUUUUAGUCCUACAUGAUCCAGUUUGGGCCGAUCACUUAGCGUACAUGAACUUUCCAGAUACAUGGCCAAUAUUUACUCCCAAGGAUAAAUUAGGAGACUGGUUUGAGAAUUAUGCUAAGAAUAUGGAAUUAAGCUUCUGGGCAAACAAGACUGUUGUAGGUGCUGAUUUUGAAGAAGACAAAUCAACGUGGAUAGUCAAAGUUAUAGAUAAUGAUAGUGGAAAAAUGGACACUUUGAGACCAAAGCAUGUCAUAAUGGCAACCGGCCAUUCAGGUGAGCCAAAUAUUCCAUCGUUUGAAGAUCAGCAUAAAUUUAAAGGAAAAAUUGUUCACUCUUCUCAACAUUCUACUGGUAAAAUGUAUCAAGGUGAAAAUGCAUUGGUUGUUGGUUGUUGCAAUUCUGGUCAUGAUAUAGCUCAAGAUUUUUACGAACAGGGAGCUAAGCCAAUACUUGUUCAAAGAUCAAGUACAUGUAUCUUCACUGCAGAAGUUGGUGGUGAAAUAACUAACGAGGGGCUUUACGAAGAAGGUGGCCCACCAAUUGAUACCGCAGAUUUACUUUCUCAGUCAAUGCCUUGGAAAUUAUUGAACUUAACGUUACAACAACAAACUCGGAGAAUUGUUUCUUUGGAAAAAGAAUUACACGAUUCAUUAAAAAAUGUUGGCUUUAAUAUAGAUUAUGGUUAUGGUGGGACUGGAUUACCUGGUAAGUACUCAAGAAGAGGUGGUGGUUAUUAUAUUGACGUCGGCUGCUCUAGACUAAUUGCUGAAAGAAAAAUUUUAGUAAAGAAUGGACAGAGCAUUCACAAAUUUACUGAAGAUGGUGUCGUAUUCUCAGAUGGCUCUACAAUUGGUAACGUAGCUAUAGUUGUUUUAGCGACUGGCUAUUCAAAUAUGAAAGAGAGUGCUCGAAAAAUUUUCGGUUCAACAGUCGCUGAUAGACUUAAUCCUGUUUGGGGUCUCGAUGAUGAAGGUGAAACGAAAGUUAUGUACAGAGAUUCCGGUCAUCCAAACUUUUGGUAUAUGGGUGGAAAUCUUUUAUUAACAAGAUAUUUUUCAAAAAAAUUAGCUUUGAGAAUUAUCGCUCAAGAAAGAGAUUUCAUAAAAGAUUAA